This is a messenger RNA of Symphalangus syndactylus (siamang), 4331 nucleotides long. Its product is annotated as zinc finger protein 347-like. The record is from RefSeq and is a predicted model, not a curated record. Gene Ontology annotation, biological process: regulation of transcription by RNA polymerase II. NCBI's taxonomy places the organism in Eukaryota, Metazoa, Chordata, Mammalia, Primates, Hylobatidae. Gene Ontology annotation, molecular function: DNA-binding transcription factor activity, RNA polymerase II-specific; RNA polymerase II cis-regulatory region sequence-specific DNA binding.
CAGUUCCGGAAGCGGAUCACGUUGGGUGCAGGUGACGCAGCUGAACGUGAGUGUCCCUCAGUAUGGAUUAAACUUGCGAACCGCCGUGCCCCGUUUCCGCAGCCAGUUCCCGGGCUCGCUACAGACUUUAAGAUCCCCGCACCGCGCCCUCCACCCCAGGAAGAACCCUUGAAGAAGAGGAAGCGGAAAGAAAGAGAAGUCCGGCAUGGCCCUCACCCAGGGACAGGUGACAUUCAGGGAUGUGACUAUAGAAUUCUCUCAGGAGGAGUGGACAUGCCUGGACCCCGCUCAGAGGACUUUGUACAGGGACGUGAUGUUGGAGAAUUAUAGGAACUUGGCCUCCCUGGGAAUCUCUUGUUUUGACCUCAGUAUUAUCUCUAUGUUGGAGCAAGGGAAGGAGCCUUUCACUGUGGAGAGCCAAGUACAAAUAGCAAGAAACCCAGAUGGAUGGGAAUGGAUCAAAGCCGUGAUCACAGCUCUCUCUUCUGAAUUUGUAAUGAAAGAUUUACCACACAAAGGGAAGAGUAAUACAGGAGAAGUAUUCCAAACAGUGAUGUUGGAAAGACAGGAAAGCCAUGACAUUGAAGGAUGUUCCUUCAGGGAAGUCCAGAAAAAUACGCAUGACCUUGAGUAUCAAUGCAGAGAUGCUGAAGGAAAUUACAAAGGAGUGCUUUUGACCCAAGAAGGCAAUCUCACUCAUGGAAGAGAUGAACACGGUAAAAGAGAUGCAAGAAACAAGCUUAUUAAAAAUCAGCUUGGAUUAAGCCUUCAGUCACAUCUGCCUGAACUGCAGCUUUUUCAAUAUGAAGGGAAAAUUUAUGAAUGUAAUCAGGUUGAGAAGUCUUUCAACAAUAGUUCCUCAGUUUCACCACCUCAACAAAUGCCUUAUAAUGUCAAAACCCACAUUUCUAAGAAAUAUCUCAAAGAUUUUAUCUCUUCUUUAUUACUCACACAGGGACAAAAAGCAAAUUGGGGAAGCCCUUACAAAUCUAACAGAUGUGGCAUGGUCUUUCCUCAAAAUUCACACUUUGUCAGUCAUCAGAGAAGUCAUACUAAAGAGAAACCUUACAAAUGUUAUGAGUGUGGCAAAGCCUUUAGAACACGUUCAAACCUAACUACCCAUCAGGUGAUCCAUACUGGCGAAAAACGUUACAAAUGUAAUGAGUGUGGUAAGGUCUUUAGUCGAAAUUCACAACUCUCACAACAUCGGAAAAUUCACACUGGAGAGAAACCUUAUAAAUGUAACGAAUGUGGCAAGGUCUUCACUCAGAAUUCACACCUUGCAAGACAUCGAGGAAUUCAUACUGGAGAGAAACCUUACAAGUGUAAUGAGUGUGGGAAAGCCUUUAGAGCUCGUUCAAGCUUAGCUAUCCAUCAGGUAACCCACAGUGGAGAAAAACCUUACAAAUGUAAUGAAUGUGGCAAGGUCUUCACUCAAAAUUCACACCUUACAAAUCACUGGAGAAUUCACACUGGAGAGAAACCUUACAAGUGUAAUGAGUGCGGCAAAGCCUUUGGUGUUCGUUCAAGCCUAGCUAUUCAUCUGGUAAUUCACACCGGAGAAAAGCCUUACAAAUGUCAUGAAUGCGACAAGGUCUUUAGGCGUAAUUCACACCUUGCAAGGCAUCAGCUAAUUCAUACUGGAGAGAAACCUUACAAGUGUGAUGAGUGUGGCAAAGCCUUUAGAGCACAUUCAAACCUAACUACCCAUCAGGUCAUCCAUACUGGAGAAAAACCUUACAAAUGUAAUGAAUGUGGCAAGGUCUUCACUCAAAAUUCACACCUUGCAAAUCAUCAAAGAAUUCAUACUGGAGUGAAACCUUAUAUGUGUAAUGAGUGCGGCAAAGCCUUCAGUGUGUAUUCAAGCCUAACUACCCAUCAGGUCAUCCAUACUGGAGAAAAACCUUACAAAUGUAAUGAGUGUGGCAAGGUCUUCACUCAGAAUUCACACCUUGCAAGACAUCGGGGAAUUCAUACUGGAGAGAAACCUUAUAAAUGUAAUGAAUGUGGCAAGGUCUUUAGGCAUAAUUCAUACCUUUCAAGGCAUCAGCGAAUUCAUACUGGAGAGAAACCUUACAAGUAUAAUGAGUAUGGCAAAGCCUUUAGUGAACAUUCAAACCUAACUACCCAUCAGGUCAUCCAUACUGGCGAAAAACCUUACAAAUGUAAUGAAUGUGGCAAGGUCUUCACUCAGAAUUCACACCUUGCAAGACAUUGGAGAGUUCAUACUGGAGGUAAACCUUACAAGUGUAAUGAAUGUGGCAAAGCCUUUAGUCAAACAUCAAAGCUUGCAAGGCAUCAGAGAGUUCAUACUGGAGAGAAACCAUAUGAGUGUAAUCAGUGUGGGAAAGCCUUUAGUGUCCGUUCAAGCCUAACUACCCAUCAGGCAAUCCAUACUGGAAAAAAACCUUAUAAAUGCAAUGAGUGUGGGAAGGUCUUCACCCAGAAUUCACACCUUGCAAGACAUCGGAGAAUUCAUACUGGAGAGAAACCUUACAGGUGUAAUGAGUGUGGCAAAGCCUUUAGUCAAACUUCAAAACUUGCAAGGCAUCAGAGAAUUCAUACCGGAGAGAAACCAUAUGAGUGUGGGAAACCCUUUAGUAUCUGUUCAAGCCUAACUACCCAUCAGACAAUCCAUACUGGUGGAAAACCUUACAAAUGUAAGUGGAAAGUUCUAAAGUCAGAGUUCAAACCUUGCAAGUCAUCACAGAAUUCAUAGUGGAGAGAAACCUUACAAAUGAAGGUGGUAACUUUUGCAGUUAGAAUUCAUUCCUUUGACAACAUCAGAGAAUUUAUGCCUGAGAGAUUCCUUGAAAAUGCAAUGACUGGCUGGGCGCAGUGGCUCACGCCUGUAAUCCCAACACUUUGGGAGUCUGAGGCAGGUGGAUCACCUGAGGUCAGGAGUUCAAGACCAGCCUGACCAACAUGGUGAAACCCCAUUUCUACUAAAAGUACACAAUUAGCUAGGCCUGGUGGUGUGCACCUGUAGUCCCAGCUAUAUAGGAGGCUGAGGCAGGAGAAUCACUUGAACCCAGGAGGCGGAGGUUGCAGUGAGCCAAGAUGGUGCCAAUGCACUCCAUCCUGGGCAAAAAAGAGUGAAACUCCAUCUUAAAGGAAAAAAAAAAUGCAAUGACUGUAGCAAACUCCUCAUGAGUUCAAGUAUUAAUAGACAUCCAAAAGUCCAUAGUAAUGAGAAAUCACAUAGAUGUACUGUGUGUGGCAGAGGCUUUAUUCAGGCCUCACAGCUUUGCAGGCAUUAAAAUCUACGUAUUUGAUGGAACCACACAAAUGUAAUGUGUAAGAGCAUCCUGAAGCUCUUACUCUAAGACUGUAACUGUAGGUGAGGUUUCAUGCAAAGGGUGACUCAGUCUCUAGUUCUUUGAUUCACUUUUAAUAUGAUAAACUGCACAAUAAUUACACGUCCCAAUAUGGUGUAAAACUUAAGACAUUAUAUAUUUCAAAGGUCAAAGGACAUUUGGAAAUGGCUGCUUACCUUCAGGUUAUGAAAUUUUUAUUCUGUUGUUUGAGGUUUCUCGAAAAGGCUACUGUGUGACUUUCAACCUGAAUUAUGGAUCUGUGGCUAUUUUGCAUCCUUAAACACCUUUCAUGGUGCCUAUCUGGGAAGGAACCACAGUAUGGAAAGGCUUACUUCAUUACAUGAGGAUCAUUUUUAUCCACGUUUAUUGAAGAAGGAGGACUCUGCGUUGUAAAAUUAAAUAUUCUCAAUUGAGAGACCAUGGUUUAGGGGCAGAAAAUAAUGUAAAACUAGGAUAUCAAUCAUCAUACUGAUUGUGUUCAGGGUGCUUUUCUGAGAGAAAGACACCAUGGGUUUUAGGGAAGUAAGGUUCUACCUGCAUUGAGCAGGCCAAGACCUCAGGACACUGGAAUUUUUAUGAGAGGAGAGUAAUAAGUUAUUAGUGACUGAUUAUGUGAUAGGAAUAGUGCCGGGCAAAUGGUUGCCACUUUCUCUAUUGCAUGGCAAUAGCUGUUUUAUAGCAGAGGUUGAUGAAAAAUAGGCUUAUUUUUGAAAUUGAAUAGGUAACAGUUACUAGAGUGGAGAGCUUGGUCAGAAUACCGUGGUUUUCUUUUUGGUUUUUUGUGUUUUUUUUUUUUUAGCAGAAUUCACACUAAUUGCUGGAAUUACAUUUUGCUACAGUUUUAUUAAGAAUGUGUCACAGACAUAAUGUUUUGCCAAAAAAAUUCAACGUUUUCUUAUAACUAUAAACAAAUCACAUUCUUUGUACCAACACUUUUAUCCUACCUCAGUAGGAUACUUCAUAACAGGUAAUAACAAUACACUCAAGUCUUUUAGGUUGGAGGAUCUAGAACAA